Molecule: messenger RNA, 2706 nt
Organism: Chelmon rostratus (copperband butterflyfish)
Lineage: Eukaryota; Metazoa; Chordata; Actinopteri; Chaetodontiformes; Chaetodontidae
Gene: grm6b
Product: glutamate receptor, metabotropic 6b
Exons: 10
Coding region: 1-2706 (901 amino acids)
Biological process (GO): regulation of synaptic transmission, glutamatergic; G protein-coupled glutamate receptor signaling pathway
Cellular component (GO): membrane
Molecular function (GO): adenylate cyclase inhibiting G protein-coupled glutamate receptor activity
Source: RefSeq, a predicted model, not a curated record
AUGACAACAGAGGCCCGCUCACCCCAUCAGUACUGCUGGCUCGGUACACCUUCUACAUACCAAACAUGGCUUCAGCUGAUGUGGGUGCUGCUGGUGGGUCUCAGCCCGGGCUCCAGGGCCCAGCAGGGCACUCAGCCCCAGUCCAUCAAAAUCGAGGGCGACAUCACCUUAGGUGGGCUGUUUCCCGUGCACUCUCGGGGACCUGCCGGGGUGCCCUGUGGAGACGUCAAGAGAGAAAAGGGGAUCCAUCGAUUGGAGGCCAUGCUGUACGCCUUGGACCAGAUCAACAGUGACCCGGACCUGCUGCCCAACAUCACUCUGGGGGCCCGCAUCCUGGACACCUGCUCCAGAGACACCUACGCUCUGGAGCAGUCGCUCACCUUCGUCCAGGCCCUCAUCCAGAAGGACAACUCAGACGUGCGCUGCUCAAACGGAGAGCCUCCCAUCAUUCCCAAACCGGAGAGGGUGGUCGGGGUGAUCGGGGCGUCUGGCAGCUCGGUGUCCAUCAUGGUGGCCAAUGUGCUCAGGCUGUUUGCGAUCCCCCAGAUCAGCUACGCCUCCACUGCCCCAGAGCUAAGUGACAACAGCCGCUACGAGUUCUUCUCCCGUGUGGUGCCUCCUGACUCUUACCAGGCCCAGGCCAUGGUGGAUAUAGUCAAAGCCAUGGGCUGGAACUACGUCUCCACGCUGGCCUCUGAGGGCAACUACGGAGAGAGCGGCGUCGAUGCCUUCCUCCAGAUAUCCAGAGAAGCAGGUUGGGGGCUGUGUAUUGCACAGUCCAUAAAGAUUCCCAGAGAGCCCAGACCAGGGGAGUUUGAGAAGAUCAUCAAGAGACUGAUGGAGACCUCUAAUGCCCGAGGGGUCAUCAUCUUUGCCAAUGAGGACGACAUCAAACGUGUGCUGGAGGCUGCCAAAAAGGCCAACCUGACCGGCCACUUCUUGUUUGUUGGCUCGGACAGUUGGGGGGCCAAAAACUCCCCCAUUCAAGACCAGGAGGAUGUGGCUGAGGGUGCUGUCACCAUCCUGCCCAAAAGAGCCUCUAUUGAUGGGUUCGACCAGUACUUCACUUCAAGAUCUCUGGAAAACAACAGAAGAAACAUCUGGUUUGCAGAAUUCUGGGAGGACGACUUCAAGUGCAAACUAACCCGCCCUGGCAUAAAGUAUGAGCUUGGUAGAAGAAAAUGUACAGGUGACGAGCGAAUCAGUCGAGACUCUCAGUACGAACAGGAGGGCAAGGUACAGUUUGUGAUCGAUGCUGUGUACGCCAUGGCCCACGCCUUACACAGCAUGCACCUGGACCUGUGUCCUGGCUCCACGGGUGUCUGUGAGAAGAUGGACCCUGUGGAAGGACGGAUGCUCCUCCAAUACAUUCGCUCUGUCAACUUCAAUGGCAGCGCAGGAACUGGAGUGAUGUUCAAUGAGAACGGAGAUGCUCCUGGUCGUUACGAUAUCUUCCAGUACCAACUGUCUAAUGUCAGCAACCCCGGCUACAAGGUUAUUGGCCAGUGGACAAACCACCUCCGACUCAAUUCGGAGGAGAUGCAGUGGUCAGGCGGUGACCGUAAGAUCCCUGAGUCGGUGUGCAGUUUCCCCUGUGAAUCCGGAGAGAGAAAGAAGAUGGUGAAGGGCGUUCCCUGCUGCUGGCACUGCGAGCUGUGCGAUGGCUACCAGUACCUGCUGGAUGAGUUCUCCUGCGACAUGUGCCCCUUCGACAUGAGGCCCUUAAAGAACCGCACAGGUUGCCGGCCCACGCCCAUCAUCAAGCUGGAGUGGAGCUCUCCCUGGGCCAUCAUCCCCGUGUUCCUGGCCAUCCUGGGGAUCCUGGCCACCACUGGGGUCAUCGUCACCUUCAUCCGCUUCAAUGACACGCCCAUCGUUCGGGCCUCUGGCAGAGAGCUCAGCUACGUGUUGCUGACGGGCAUCUUCCUCAUCUACCUCAUCACCUUCCUCAUGAUAGCCGAGCCAAGCGUGGCCGUGUGCGCCUUCCGCAGGCUGCUGCUGGGACUCGGCAUGUGCAUCAGCUACUCUGCCAUGCUCACCAAGACCAACCGGAUCUACCGCAUCUUCGAACAGGGCAAGAAGUCGGUCACACCCCCGAAAUUCAUCAGCCCCACCUCUCAGCUGAUUAUCACCUUUAUACUCAUCUCAGUGCAGUUACUUGGGGUGUUCAUCUGGUUUGGUGUGAUGCCCCCCCACACCAUCAUCGACUAUGAGGAGCAGAAGCCCCCGAACCCAGAGUUUGCCCGUGGAGUCCUCAAGUGUGACAUGUCCGACCUGUCCCUCAUUUUGUGUCUGAGCUACAGUAUCGUGCUGAUGAUCACCUGCACUGUGUACGCCAUCAAGAGCAGAGGGGUUCCUGAGACCUUCAAUGAGGCCAAACCCAUCGGCUUCACCAUGUACACCACCUGCAUCAUCUGGCUGGCCUUUGUACCCAUCUUCUUUGGCACAGCGCAGUCUACAGAGAAGAUGUUCAUCCAGACCACUACCCUAACAGUGUCCAUGAGCCUGAGCGCCACCGUGUCCCUGGGCAUGCUCUACAUCCCCAAGGUCUAUGUCAUCAUCUUCCAUCCGGAGCAGAACGUCCAGAAGAGGAAGCGCAGCUUCAAAGCUGUGGUGCAGGCGGCCACCGUGUCCACGCACCUGUCCCAGAAGUCCAACGACAAACAGAACGGAGAGUCCAAGAUCGAGCCGGACAGAUCGCAGUGA